Messenger RNA from Alosa alosa (allis shad), 2873 nucleotides. It is a transcript of the gene rasgrp2, whose product is annotated as RAS guanyl releasing protein 2 (calcium and DAG-regulated). Gene Ontology annotation, molecular function: calcium ion binding; guanyl-nucleotide exchange factor activity. The transcript has 16 exons. NCBI's taxonomy places the organism in Eukaryota, Metazoa, Chordata, Actinopteri, Clupeiformes, Clupeidae. Gene Ontology annotation, cellular component: plasma membrane. Gene Ontology annotation, biological process: positive regulation of GTPase activity; Ras protein signal transduction. The record is from RefSeq and is a predicted model, not a curated record. Bases 350 to 2131 code for a protein of 593 amino acids.
GAGACAGAUGUGCUCACGAGGCGCUGCCAGGGCAUUCUGGUGAAACAAAGUGGUUUGACAGGAUUAUACAUACACAGCUCAUACUGAUCGUCUGUUGAAUAUCUUCUUUAAGGACGGAAAAGUUUUCAUCAGGACGCACCACCUUGUGAUGCUGAACCUCUUGUAAAGUGGGCUUGUAAAGUGUUCCAGAUGUUGACUUAUUCAUAGGAGGCAAGAGUCUAUGCCUCCAUUCCCACCUCUGGAAAGUGAUGAAUUUUGCAUGAUCUGCUUCAGCGUGGCUGACUACGACUACUCAGACUCUUCACUCUUCCACGUGUUGUCUGCAGUGUGAAACAUUCAGCCGCAGAGGAUGGAGAGUGGGACGCUGGAUCAGUCUGCAACCGUGGACGAGCUGGUGGAGGCCUCCAUCAAAGUUUUCGAAGCUGAUGGACCAUCAGGUGACGUUUCUCUCACCAGAAUGUUCCUCAUGAUGCAUUCCUGGUACCUGUCCUCCGCAGACCUGGCUAAAACCCUUUUGGUCAAGUCACAGGAAGCAGAUUGCUCCCCCAGUCGGCAGUUGCAGAUCUGCCAUCUCAUCAAAUAUUGGAUAUCUGAAUUUCCAGCAGAGUUUGAUUUGAACCCAGAGUUGGCCAAUCAGAUCAGAGAAUUCAGAGACCUUCUCACAGCAAAUGAAAAUGACCACCUCAGUCAACUGAUUGACAUUGAGAGCGUACCUUCGUACUCAUGGAGGAGGCAGCUUAGUGACCAAAGCCAGACCCUCUCCAAGAAAAGUAAAACGUCCCUUCUGUUCGAUCACUUGGAAGCCUCCGAGCUCGCAGAGCACUUCACUUAUUUGGAGUACAAAUCCUUCUGUAAGAUCCUGUUCCAGGACUACCACAGCUUUGUGAUGCACGGCUGCACAGUGGAUAACCCCAUCUUGGAGCGCUUCAUCACCCUCUUUAACAGCGUGUCCCAGUGGAUCCAGCUGAUGGUGUUAAGCAAGCCAACGGCCCCGCAGAGAGCAGCGGUUAUUUCUCAUUUCAUCAAAGUGGCCAAGGAGCUGCUGUAUCUGCAGAACUUUAACACAUUAAUGGCGGUGGUGGGCGGACUGAGCCAUAGCUCCAUCUCUCGUCUCAAAGACACCCAGGCUCUCAUUAGCAGUGAGGACCGCAAGGUUUUUAACAGUCUAGUGGAUGUGGUGACAUCCAGUGGGAACUACAGCCAUUACCGCCAACGCUUCUCCGAGUGCGAGGGCUUCCGUUUCCCCAUCCUAGGUGUCCACCUGAAGGACCUGAUCGCCGUGCACGUGGCCCUGCCGGACUGGGUCGACCGCGCAAAGAGCCAGGUCAACCUGGUCAAGACCCAGCAGCUCUACAGCAUCCUCCAGGAGCUGGCUCUGAUCCAGACCACCCCGCCGAGCAUCACGGAGAGGAAGGACCUCCUCAACCUGCUCAUGGUGUCACUAACUCAAUAUCACACAGAGGAGGACAUCUAUCAGCUUUCGCUGCAGAGAGAGCCUCGUAAAGCUGGACGAUCAAUGUCCGUCUCUAGUGCGCCGACCCAGACCCCUGUCAUUGAGGAAUGGUCCACUGUUAAAUCAAAAGCUGAUCCUGCCCUAACAGGCAAACAUAUAGAGAAGAUGGUGGAGUCAGUGUUCAAGAACUUUGACACAGAUGGAGAUGGACAUAUUUCUCAGCAGGAAUUUGAGAGCAUCAAACACAACUUUCCCUUCCUCAACAAGUUUGAUGAUGUGGACAAAAACGAAGACGGGAUGAUUAGCCCAGAGGAGAUGAUUGAGUACUUUAACAAAGCCAUUUCCCAGCUGAGUGGCAAGAUGGGCUUCGUCCACACAUUUGUGGAGGUUCACAGCAUCAAGCCCACUCGCUGCGACCACUGUUCAGGCGUGAUCUGGGGACCUUACAAACAAAGAUACAAAUGUAAAGUUUGUGGUGUGAACUGUCACAAGGCCUGCCAAAACAGCCUGGCUGUUGAAUGUCGUAAGCGGACGAUGUCUGUAAGCUUUGAGGAGUUUGCUUGUCCACGAACACGUUCCUUAAGUUUUCCUCCCCCUCUUGCGUCUCAGCAACCUGGGCGUGGUUCAGUAAUUCUAGAGCAAUCUCGGGGGGAAGACGUGUUUGACACCCACCUUUGAUGAGCCACCACACGAGAGAAGAUCACAUCACUGGAGGUUAUUAAUGAGUGUAAUUAUCAAGACUCCUAUUUAAAAAUGUAUUAAUUGUGCAGCCAAGAGAGAAAAGUCAGUUUGUAUCUUUUUUUUUAUUGUUGUUGUUAUUGUUGUUGUUAUUGUAGGUUAGGCAAUAUUGUUUGUAUUAUUCAACUCUUCAGGGCUUGUUGUCUGGCUUCCAGAAGCAGUUAAGGGGAAGCUCAGCAAAAUGUCUCUGCUGGUGUGCAAAGGAAAUGACAGACAACAUGGAGAGGCUUGGAAUAUUUUCGAUAUUUUUUGAACCCCUGUUGGUUUUCUUAUCACAAACCCUGGCUCACUGAGUUUUGCUAAACCUGUUUGCAAUGAUAAAUGUGAGUGAAUUCCUGCCAGUAUCAGAACUUUACAUGGAUGUGGCAUUUGUGUGUGUGUGUGUGUGUGUGUGUGUGUGUGUGUGUGUGUGUUUUGUUUUAUCACCAUGGCAUUGAAAAGGUCAUUUAUUAAUACAAAAUGUGCCUCAUUCCUGAAAAAAGCGUCCCGUUUUGCCUCCUGUUUCCCACAGUAUUACAGAAAAGUCAAGAUGAUGUGCCACAUAAACAGAAUAAACAAUGUAGAAAUUGCAGAUUCGGUGAGACUUCAUUGUUGAAUGAGAUCUGCUACAUGUAGGGGCAGCCGUGGCCCACUGGUUAGCACUAGGGGCAGCCGUGGCCCACUGGUUAGCACUCUGGACUUG